AUGAAAGGUCAGAAUCCAAAUCGUUCCAAUUCUCAAAAGAAUGGCCAUCGUAGGUCGAAUUCACGCGUAAGCAAUAGUAGUAUUAGUCCUAGUUCAACUAAUGGUUCUGGUAUAACUGCUUCUGCUACCAAUGGUAACGGAAAUGGAAAUGGUAAUUCAAUUCCUCAACUGAAUUCAAAUCAAUCCCUUAAUGUCGAUGAUCAAGCAGGAAAUGAUCGCCUUUUAUACUUGAUAUCAAAAUCUAUCGGUAAGAAAGUUAUAGCCACUUUAACUAAUGGAUCUCGUUAUCAAGGUUUAUUACUUAAUGGUGAUUUAUCUGCUAAUGGUGAAUCUGCUUUAUCUGUUGUUUUAAAUAAACCAGUACUUAUAUCUAAAAGUUUAAUUGAUGAAAAGAGCAAUAUCGAUAAUAUUAAUGAUAUUCCCGAUAAGUUGAUUAUAAAAUCAGGCGAUUUAAUUGAUAUUGAAAUUAAGGAUCUUAAUGAUAAUCAAUCAUUCCAUAAAAAAUCAACUCCAACCCCAACGGCAACCCCAACCCCAACCCCAACUCCAACUUCAACUUCAACUUCAACCCCAACUAAUAACAAUACUACUAAUUCAGAUGAAUUAUCAUCAUCAUCAAAAUUCAGAACUGAUGCCGAUAUUUCAGGUCGGUUAAAUUUAAGAGAACGUGAAUUAGAAAGAUGGGUUCCUGAUGAAGAUAUCUCUCAUAAUCCAAGUUUAUCAUUAACUUCCGAUGAUAUCAAUCAUAAAUCAGGAAGUUGGGAUCAAUUCAAAGUUAAUGAAGAAAAAUUCGGAGUUGAAUCAACUUAUGAUGAACAUUUAUAUACUACUAGAAUUGAUAAAUCUGCCCAUGAUUAUCAUGAAAAAGUUAAAAAAGCUGAACAAAUUGCUCGUGAAAUCGAAGGUCAAUCAACUACUAAUAGUCAUAUAUUAGAAGAAAGAGGUAUUCAAGUUGAUGAUAGUGGCGUUGAUGAAGAAGAUAAAUAUUCUGGUGUUGAUAGAAGAGGUGAUGAAUUAAUGGCUGCUUUAAGAAAUACCAGUAUUUCCAAUGAAAGUGUUAAUACUUCAGCCGCUACUACUGCUUCCUUGUUUAAUAAAUCAUCUUCAUCUAUUUCAGGGCCAGAUAAAUAUCUUCCUCCAAGACAAAGAGCUGCUCAUUAUCAUAAUGAUCCUGCUAUUAUCUCAAGUUCUGCUACUAAUAAAGUUGUCAAAGGUGCAAGUCCAGGUCCAAUUGGUUCACCUGUACCUGGUAUUGAAAAUAAUCCAAUUCAAACUCCACCACCAUCCACCACUGUUGAUCAAUCACAUGAACAAGCUAAAUCAUCUGCUAAAUCUACUGCUAAACCAGUCUCUAUUCCUCCAAAACCUCAAGUUCCAACUCCUCAACAUCCAAAUGAAGCAUUUAGAUUAAAUGCUCAAAGUGAAAUCAAUUCCUUAAAAGAUUUUAGUGCUAAUUUCAAAGUUCGUCAUAAGAUGCCUACUGAUUUAUUACCUAUUUUAGCUAAGGAUAAAGCUAAACAAGAUGAAAUCUUACAAAAACAAGCUGAAGUAGCUCAAAAUCAAAAGAAAGAAAAGGAAGAACAACAAGUUCAAGCUAGUACUAAUUCUACAACAACUACUACUCCAGCUCCUGUUGCAGAUGCUGCUCCAAAGAAGAAGAUGGAUCCAACUAAACCACCAUUUAAAUUAAAUCCAAAAGCUGCUGUGUUCACUCCAUCUGCUAAGCAUAACACUCAAAUAUCACCUCCACCUCAAAAGGUUGUUUAUCACAGAUCACCUAAUGGUCCAUCCCCAAGAAUGGUCAAUUCAAGAGCUUAUUCUACAUCUAAUGGUAGUAGUGGUGGUAUACCUGGUCUUAAAAGAUAUCAUCAAAUAUCACCAGCUGAUUUUUUCGGAGGGGUUAAUAAGAUUCCAACUAAAGAAAGUCAACAAACUAAAGAAAAGAAUUUCCAAGUUUACUUUAAUUUAUUUGUAACAACUAAAAAGAAGUAUGAAGAAAAGAAAGCUUCUGAAGAAUCUGAUGAAUCAUCAUCAGGUAAACCGCAACCUCCAAUCUUUUAUGAAAAGGCUUUUCAAACUCCUCCAACUUGGGAUUCGACUGUGGAUGAUACUUAUGAUAAAUUAUUCCCUCCUCCAAAUGCAUUUAAUAAAAGCUCAUUACCUCCAAAUAUGGGUGUGCCAUCUAAUGCUGGAUCACAAUUCAUGCCAAGUCCAAUGAUGGGUAAUCCUGGUAUAAUACCGACAGGUUAUCCAAGUCCGGUUAAUUCAAAGUAUCCAUUAUCUGCUCAACAACAACAACAACAACAGCAACAAGUUGCUAUGGCUCAAUUCCAACAACAAAUCCAACAACAACAACUUCAACAACAACAACAACAAUAUUUGAUGUAUCAACAACCAUACAUGGCACCAGGACAAAUGCCGAUGUUAUAUCCUGGUGCUGAUCCAACAUUCUUACCUCCUGGUAGUUUCAUGCCUCCUCCUGGAGGAUAUGUUUCGGGUGGUAGUCCAGUUAAUGGGAAUCUUAUAUUGAAUCCUAACUAUAAUCCAAAUAAUAAUAAUGGUGGUGGUCAUUAUAAUAAUCAUCAUCAUUCCAGUGGGAGAAGAUAUUCCAAGAGAGGUGGUCAUAAUAAUUAG
Scheffersomyces coipomensis is the source of this 2634-nucleotide messenger RNA. RefSeq lists its product as uncharacterized. Gene Ontology annotation, cellular component: cytoplasmic stress granule. Gene Ontology annotation, molecular function: mRNA binding. Bases 1 to 2634 code for a protein of 877 amino acids. Lineage: Eukaryota; Fungi; Ascomycota; Pichiomycetes; Serinales; Debaryomycetaceae. Gene Ontology annotation, biological process: cytoplasmic stress granule assembly. The transcript has a single exon. The record is from RefSeq and is a predicted model, not a curated record.